ACAAUGGCCCGCCGAUUAACUCACUUGAAUCCCAAGAAAACUUUAUUUCUCCUGUGCGAUGUCCAGGAAAAAUUCCGUCCAGCUAUGCCUUUAUUUGAUAAAUUAAUUGAAAAUGCAAAACGUUUGACCACAGCCGGCAAAAUCUUGGAUGUUCCCCUCUUGGUAACCGAACAAAAUCCCGAUAAAUUGGGUAAAACUGUCCAGGAGUUGGAUAUUAGCCAUGCCAAGGCUAAUGUCAGUAAGACCCGUUUCAGCAUGAUGAUACCCGAUAUUGAGUGUCAGAUGCAGAAACUAUUCGAUGGUGGUAAACCCACGGAUGUUGUGUUGUACGGCAUUGAGUCCCAUGUGUGUGUCGAACAAACGGCCAUUGAUCUGCUGGAAAGAAAUAUCAAUGUCUUUCUCGUGGCCGAUUGUGUGGCAUCGCGUGUAAAUCAAGAUCGUGAUAUGGCCAUAGAACGUCUGCGGUCCGCAGGAUGUAUCAUAACGACCAGCGAAAGUGUUAUCUAUGAUCUGCUGCGUGACAAGGAACAUCCCAAAUUCAAUGAAUUACGCAAAUUGUUGGUGGCCAAAUCUGCAGAUAUGCAAUUGACACGCGGAUCAUCUGCAGCACCGGCAGCAAAAUUAUAA
This is a messenger RNA of Musca vetustissima, 627 nucleotides long. Its product is annotated as isochorismatase domain-containing protein 1. Bases 4 to 627 code for a protein of 207 amino acids. The transcript has 3 exons. Gene Ontology annotation, cellular component: cytoplasm. The record is from RefSeq and is a predicted model, not a curated record. Lineage: Eukaryota; Metazoa; Arthropoda; Insecta; Diptera; Muscidae.